This is a messenger RNA of Drosophila melanogaster (fruit fly), 760 nucleotides long. RefSeq lists its product as uncharacterized. The transcript is spliced from 2 exons. The record is from RefSeq and is marked reviewed. NCBI's taxonomy places the organism in Eukaryota, Metazoa, Arthropoda, Insecta, Diptera, Drosophilidae. Bases 98 to 583 code for a protein of 161 amino acids.
CGAAAACUCGUUGAGUUUUAAGUCCACAAGCACCAAUGAACGAAAUACUUCAAAAUAAUUAAAAUUUGAAAAUAUACAUUUUUCUGGCAAAGUGAAUAUGGAUGUCACGAAAACAUCAAGCGCUGAGGAAACCGAAAACACGGAAAAUACUAGUCAUGCUAAAAACAUUAACGAAAACGUAUCAAAAUUUUAUGAAACUAUUGGAAAUAUUUCCCGAAAUAUGCGCAAGGACGAUUGGACAUAUCUACAACGCCAUCCAGAGAUCCGAGCCAUAAUUCGGGUCAUUACAGCCGAGGCGGUUAAGGCAAAGCCAUCGAAUAUCUACCAAUUUACAGCCAAUUUAUUUGGAAGCGAAAGAGACGAGGAGAUGGUAGAAAAGAUAAACAAGCAACUUAAGUGGUUGGAAGAGCAGUUGCGAGGGGGUACGUGGAAUCCUGACGAAGGAUGUGCCCCGUUUCCAGAAUCCAGCGAGACUUCUUCGGAAACUAAAUGCCAAACUAAUUUUAAUACCACUGCGAGUUUCAACAUACCCGAAAAGCAAGUUUGCCCUGAAAAUUAUAAGCCAGAUUGCAAGAAAUGUUAAAAAUGUGAACUUAAUAAAUUCAAAAAAAAAAAAUUCAGAUUGCAAGAAAUGUUAAAAAUGUGAACUUAAUAAAUUCAAAAAAAAAAAAAAUCAGAUUGCAAGAAAUGUUAAAAAUGUGAACUUAAUAAAUUCAAAAAACUUUUUAAAAGGAAUAAAAAAUAUUUGUAAUUAAAUUAU